AUGCAAAGACUGCCAUGGUCUUCCCAGAACAUCACAAUCACUUCGAAUUCGAAUGACACGGAACGGCGGCAAGGGACUCCAUCAUUGCUGCUGGUAGAUGACAACCAAACCAAACAACAUCCCUCUUCUACUACGAGUCCAUCAUCAUCAUCGUCAUCAUCAUCAUCAUCACCAGCAGAAGAACCCAUGAUGAGUGCGGAGGAAUUUCGCUCUCUGAUCUACUACAACUUUUCCUGUCCCUUUGAAUGGUCCAAAUACUCGUGUGUCCAUCAAGGACAAACAGAAAAGGCAGCCGCCUCCCGAGAACUUCUCGUGGAACAUCGGCACCUCUUUCACGAACUAUUCUUUGCUCACUCGUCACCGUUUACUAUCUUGCCACCCAACACGCGCAUUACACUCACGGGAGAUUCCAUUGUGCGACAAGUCUUUAUUGGCAUGGCCUGUUUUCUCACGACGUUUGCCAACACCAUUAUUCAACACGCCCAUGCGCAAUGGCACCCCACGUGGCCGUGUCAUGGCACGCAACAUUGUGUCCAUGGUGGUGUCCAUUCCGGAUUUCCAGUGGCAUCCAUGCUCUUUAAAAAUGGAGCCGAACUGCAUUUUGUGCCUCAUCACGGAUGCACGCGUCCGCAAGAUCAAGAACCCGACAUGUACGCUCGCAUGUACCAGGAACUGACGACAACCAACAACAUUUCCUUUAGCCCAAAGGUAGGAUCCGCACUGCCCACGCGUCUUGGACCCUUUCUUUCUUCGAGCAAGGACAUUGUGGUGUCCAAUAUUGGAUUGCAUUUCCCACCCGAUCAAGCCAAAGCUACGGCACAACUCUUGGCCAACUGGACCGCGCAACCAUUUGCUCCCCAACUCUGGUACGUGGCCACGCCCACACAACACUUUCACACGUCGAAUGGACAGUUUGUUCCCGGUCAAAAGGACGACCACGGCUGUCGGGAUGCCGUGCCCAAAAAUCCACGCCUUGAAAUGGAACGAAAAGUCCUAUUGGGCAACACCAAUAUUCCACUAUUUUUGGAAUUUGAGGAUCUCGAAUGGGGAUGGUUUCACGUGGGAAAUGGAGAUUGUUCUCAUUACUGUCAACCGGGUGUGCCAGAUCUAGUGGCAUUGCGCUUGUUGCGAGCCUUGGCGGGCUUGGCGGGGGAAACAGUGUCGGAUUCAUCAUAA
Molecule: messenger RNA, 1176 nt
Organism: Seminavis robusta
Lineage: Eukaryota; Bacillariophyta; Bacillariophyceae; Naviculales; Naviculaceae
Source: the annotation of a GenBank genome assembly